Molecule: messenger RNA, 351 nt
Organism: Maylandia zebra (zebra mbuna)
Lineage: Eukaryota; Metazoa; Chordata; Actinopteri; Cichliformes; Cichlidae
Source: RefSeq, a predicted model, not a curated record
AUGAAAGCCUAUGGGAUGCCGGACGGUUUCAUCGCCAUGGCUUUAAAAAAAAAAAAAAAAAAAAGCAAGGGUGGCAAAGGACUAGGCGCCAAGCGUCACCGUAAAGUUCUCCGUGAUAACAUCCAGGGUAUCACCAAACCCGCUAUCCGCAGUCUGGCUCGCCGUGGCGGAGUGAAGCGUAUCUCCGGUCUGAUUUAUGAGGAGACCCGCGGUGUGCUCAAGGUGUUCCUGGAGAACGUCAUCCGCGACGCCGUCACCUACACUGAGCACGCCAAGAGGAAGACUGUGACCGCCAUGGAUGUGGUGUACGCUCUGAAGAGUCAGGGCCGCACUCUGUACGGUGUAGAAUAA